CAGCAAGCCCCCUCCCUGCUCAGAGCCGCUCCGCCUGCAGCGUCCGCACAGGCCUGGUGGCCGGGCCAUGACCCCCAGCGAGCCCUGCAGCCCCAGCCCGGGGCCGAUGUGGUGGGACUACUCGGGCUCGGGCGCCCUGGAGGAGCUGGAGCCGUGCCCAUCGUGGGAGCUGCCCUAUGGCUACGCCUACAUCCCCGCGCUCUACCUGGUGGCCUUCGCCGUGGGCCUGCUGGGCAACGGCUUCGUGCUGUGGCUGCUGCGCCGGCGGCGCGGGCCGCGGCGGCUGGUGGAUACGUUCGUGCUGCACCUGGCGGCCGCGGACCUGGGCUUCGUGCUCACGCUGCCGCUGUGGGCCGCGGCGGCGGCGCGCGGGGGUCGCUGGCCCUUCGGCGAGGCCCUGUGCAAGCUGAGCAGCUUCGCGCUGGCGGGCACGCGCUGCGCAGGCGCACUGCUGCUGGCCGGCAUGAGCGUGGACCGCUACCUGGCCGUGGUGAAGCUGCUCGAGGCGCGGCCGCUGCGCACCCCGCGCUGCGUGCUGGCCGCGUGCUGCGGCGUCUGGGCCGUGGCGCUGCUGGCCGGCCUGCCCUCCCUGCUCUACCGGCGGCUGCAGCCCGGGCCCGGGGGCGCGGGCAGCCAGUGCGGGGAGGAGCCGUCGGACGCCUUCCAGGGCCUCAGCCUGCUGCUGCUGCUGCUCACCUUCGUGCUACCGCUGCUCGUCACCGUCUUCUGCUACUGGCGCAUCUCGCGCCGCCUGCGCAGGCCGCCGCACGUGGGCCGCGCGCGGAGGAACACGCUGCGCAUCAUCUUCGCCGUGGAGGGCAGCUUCGUGGGCUCCUGGCUGCCCUUCAGCGUCCUGCGGGCCGUCUUCCACCUGGCGCGGCUCCGGGCGCUGCCGCUGGCCUGCCCUCUGCUGCUGGCGCUGCGCUGGGGUCUCACCAUCGCCACCUGUCUGGCUUUCGUCAACAGCUGUGCCAACCCGGUCAUCUACCUCCUGCUGGACCGCUCGUUCCGCGCGCAGGCCCGGCACGGGGUCUGCCGGCGCGCGCGUCGCCAGGUGCGCAGGAUCAGCUCGGCCUCGUCGCUCUCCAGGGACGACAGCUCAGUGUUCUGGGGCCGGACCAAGACGGCGAGCACUACCUCGGCCUCCUGGUAGCCUCCCCAGGGCGACGGAGGUGGGCAGCAGUGGGAUAGAGGU
Castor canadensis (American beaver) is the source of this 1195-nucleotide messenger RNA. It is a transcript of the gene Gpr25, whose product is annotated as G protein-coupled receptor 25. Gene Ontology annotation, molecular function: C-C chemokine receptor activity; C-C chemokine binding. Gene Ontology annotation, cellular component: external side of plasma membrane; membrane. The record is from RefSeq and is a predicted model, not a curated record. NCBI's taxonomy places the organism in Eukaryota, Metazoa, Chordata, Mammalia, Rodentia, Castoridae. Gene Ontology annotation, biological process: cell chemotaxis; G protein-coupled receptor signaling pathway; positive regulation of cytosolic calcium ion concentration.